CCGAGAGCGGCUCGUCACUUCGCGCGAGCUCAGCGCCGACCGAGCGACCGAGCUACCGAGCUGUGCAUUGCCCACGCCGACCCGCCGCCCCCUGUCGCAUGAGCGCCUUUGCGGCGCUGUCUGGCGUCGACGGCGACGCGGCCGAGGUGCUCGCAGAGAAGAACCGGAAGAAGGAGAGGGAGGAGGCGGAGAGGGCGGCAGCGGCGGAGGUCGCGCGCGCGCGCUUCGACGAGCUCAGGGCGGGCGCCGGCGGGCGCGACUGGGCCGACAGCGACGAGGACGACGACGCCUUCUUUGGCGCUCCGCCUCCCGGGCUCGCGCCGCCGCCAGGGCUCGGAGAGCGGAAGAGCGGAGAGCGGAGCACGAACGCCGACUCCGAGGCGGAGAGCGAGGAGGAGAGCGAGGCGGAGGCGGAGGGCGCCAAGCCGCCGCCCGACGCCGCAGCGGAGGAGGCUGCACCCAAGCCGCGCCGCAAGAAGAAUGUCAAGCAGGACGCUGAGCUUGAGGAGGUUGAGGCGAUGCUCGCCUCGCUCGAGACGGCGAACGCAGACAAAGAGAACCCGCCGGACGGCGGCGGCAAGGACGGCGGCGGCCUCUCCAAGGCAGCGCAGAAGCGGGCCAAGAAGAAGGCCGAGGCGGCGGCGGGCAAGGCGGCGGCGGAGGUGCCGCCGCCGGCGGCGGGCGGCGCUGCGGCGGGCGGCGCUGCGGCGGGCGGCGCUGCGGCGGGCGGCGCUGCGGCGGGCGACGCGGCCGCAGGCGAGGCUGCGGCAGGCGAGGGUGCGGGGGAGGGGUCGAGCGCGGGCAAAUCGGCAGAGGAGGUGAAGGCGAUGAUGAAGGCACGGGCGGAUGCGGCGAAGAAGGCCAAGGAGAAGAAGAAGGGCGGCACGAGCGCCGCCGCCGCCGCGGCCGCCGCCGCGCUCAAGGCUGGAGGCGGAGGCGACAAGAAGAAGAAGAAGGGGGACAAGUCGCACUACAGCCAAGAGCCGCGCUGGACCUGAGGCGCUGGUCCUGAGGCGGGCGGGCGAAGGCGGGUUCGCGGAGGCGGCUGCGGCGGCGGCGCAGCGGGAGGCGGGCGGGCGGGCGGGCGGGGGGGGGGGGGGGCAACCCGCCGUCCUGCGGGUGUGCGAGCGCCCCUGUGGCGCUGCCCGGCGAAAGGCCGCCCCACCCCGGACCCCUUUCCCUCUUUCCACUCCUUGCUUGCCUGCCCGGCCGCGCCUGCUCGCUGGUUGCUGCUCGCCCGCGCGGGGCUUCCCCCGAGCAGUGUAUGCGCGACCUCCCAAAAGGGCGGUCGCAAAGAAAGGGGGUAAAGGGGGAAAGGGGGGGGGGGGGGGGCCCCCC
This is a messenger RNA of Emiliania huxleyi CCMP1516, 1338 nucleotides long. RefSeq lists its product as hypothetical. NCBI's taxonomy places the organism in Eukaryota, Haptophyta, Isochrysidales, Noelaerhabdaceae. The record is from RefSeq and is a predicted model, not a curated record. The transcript is spliced from 2 exons. The coding region runs from base 99 to 998 and encodes 299 amino acids.